AUGGUAAUUAGCUAGAUUCUAAGAAUAAAAUUACAUUUGUAGGAUCUAUGUCAAAAAUCAAUCCAAUAUCUUUAGUAAAUUUUGAAAAUUUUGAUUUAAAAAUUACAGAUGAAUAAUAGCAACUACAACUAAAUUAAUAAAAAUAAGAAUCAGAUAAAUUAUAAUAAAAGGAAUCUAUUGCUUUUAUAAAUUACUUGCAUUAAAAAUAAUAAUCUUAAAGAGCUACGCAAUCAAAUAUAAACCUAAAAAGACCUGAAUAUGAUUAUCAAGGAAGUAAAUUAUUUAUUUAAUAAUAAGAAAAUGAUAUAAACAACCAAAAAGUUUAGAACUUUUAGUCUUUAUCUGAUAACCAAAGCAUUUAAAGCAUAUAUCUGGGUUCAAAAGAUAAUAAAUAGGAAUAAAAAUUGGAUUAACCUAACAUCAUUACUGAAUAUAAAAAAACAAAUAAUAUUGAAGACAAAGAACAAAGUAAAGAAUAAUAAAAGGAUAUAGUUGAAAUAUUAAAAGGAUCAAAAAAUACUCAAAAAUUAAUGCAGACCUCUUUGUUGA
Messenger RNA from Tetrahymena thermophila SB210, 549 nucleotides. RefSeq lists its product as hypothetical. The record is from RefSeq and is a predicted model, not a curated record. The transcript has a single exon. NCBI's taxonomy places the organism in Eukaryota, Ciliophora, Oligohymenophorea, Hymenostomatida, Tetrahymenidae.